Messenger RNA from Durio zibethinus, 5513 nucleotides. RefSeq lists its product as uncharacterized. NCBI's taxonomy places the organism in Eukaryota, Viridiplantae, Streptophyta, Magnoliopsida, Malvales, Malvaceae. The record is from RefSeq and is a predicted model, not a curated record.
GGCAAAGUAAAGAAAAAGGAGAGUUAACUGUGUUAUGGACACAACUUUAAGGUUAGUUGUUAAGAACUGGUCCCAAUUUGUAUUUACAAAAGGUGUUGGAACCCCACAAGACAGCUGAUCAUCACAUAGCCUUCAGACAAAAAAAAAAGGCAACUGUUAAAAAGGGUUUGACAGUUUCUUUCUGAGCCAUUUGAUCUAACCCAAAGAUAAUAUUUUGCAUGUUCAACAGAGCUGUAUCGGCCAUCCCAAGGACCCAACGCAUGUGAGUGACCAAUCAGUAGGGCCAAUUUACAUAUAUGGCUAACUCAGCAUGUGUAUUAGCACAUAGCAAGUGGCAUUUGUCAGCUAAUAGCCUACUUUAAACAAUGUCUCUAACUUUAUAUCAGCAGAUUAAUAUAGAUAUCUAACAAUCCACCACUACUUCACAGUUAUCAAAGUUUCAAAUCAUAAGCAGAUUCUUUGGUAUUUUCAAAUUUGAAUUCAAGCAUGAAAAGAUGGCAACUGAAGCAGAAAUCAUUCCAGAAGCUAUUUCUUUAGUGGAAUAAAUCCGAUGAAGUGAUACACAAGAUUCAUGAGACCAGUUGCUUGUGCUUCACUGAUGCCAGCCAAGAUUUAGCUUUUAACUGUCAACAAAUUCAAAUAGCAUCAUCGGUUGUAGAAAGGUUUUAGGAAAACGGCUUAUCGAUAAGACUCCAGAGCAUAGUCCAUUCAACAAAGCCAUGGAGGAAAAAAAUUGCACAAAUGAACUUCAUCCAGUAUCAAAAGGAGAUGAAACAAUUAAUAAGGUGGAAGACUAUAGUUCAGUCUCACCUGAAUGUCUCAAGGAACAGAUAGAAGCAAACAAAUCAGAGGACCCUUUAAGUGUGCCUGGUGAACACAGAGAAUCAGAAGAAAAAAUUAAGGAGGACAUUGUCGAUAAAUCAAAACGGUGUCAAGAGGAUAAUAAUAUUGAAUCUGGGGCAAAACUGAGAGAAGAGACAAGCUUAAACGACACUGAGGUGAAUGAGGAGCUUUCGAAUACAUCGAAUAUCAGCUCAAUGAAGAAGAAUAUAGAAACUAAUGAGAUUAAAGAGACGCAACUAAAAGAAAUAUCACCCGACUUGGCACCUAAAGCCCCAACUGAUGACAAUGAAGAAGUGGAAAAGCAGAUUCUAAAUGUGGAAACUGUAGACAAGGAUGAAGCUGAGGUAAUCAAGAGAGAUCCUGAUGCAGUGUACAUAUCCAGGGAUCAAAUUGAUGAAGCUGAGAAAAGUCCAACUUUGAAUGCGGAUGAACCGAGGAAAAUUGAAUCACCUGUGGAUGGAGAUCAUGUUUUUGAAGACAAGGGCAUUGAACAAGAUGCAGAAACCAAGGAAAGCUUAACAGCAGAAGAACUGGAAGCGAAUGAAGUCGAAGAAACCAAAGGUGUACCAGAAACAUCAUCCAAUUACUUACCUCAAAGAGUUGAAACUAUUGUGGAAGAUGAUAUUAGCUCCCACAAAAGUCUCCCAGAAGAGAAACCAGAGGAGCAACUUCAAACUUCUGCCUCCACACCUUCUGAGGAUGAAGAGAUAAGAACUGUACCCCCAAUUGAGAAGAUAGAAGGAAAGAUACAGAAGGAUGCUGAAACAAAACAUAAGAGUCUAGAAGAUUCUUCAAAGACAACAGAAGAGGUAUGCUUGGAAAAGGAAGUGUCUAAGGCUGUCUCAGAGGAAGAAAAAAAUGUUGAUCAGGGUCUUCCAAAAGAGGAACUAGAAGAGCCAAUUCAGACCACAUUGCCUUCCGAGGAAAGGAAGCAUGGAACUGGAGCCAUAAGCGAGGAGAUAGAAUAUGACAAAACAAAGGAAGAAGUGACCACAAAGGUAGAUGUUGUUACAGGAGAUGAAAUAACUGGUGAGCAGACUCUCUCAGCGAAUAAACCAGACGAGGGGACAACAAGCUCCGACUUGCUUUCCAAGGAACCAAAGGGAGAAAAUAUAAGCACUGUUGAGAAGACAGAAGAAGAGAAAAUAAAGGAAGCAGAAAUUGCAGACCAGAUUUCAGAAGAUUCUCCUGAUGCAAAGAAAACAGCAGAGAUAUGCUUGGACAGAGUAGAGCUUCAGGAGCUUGAAGGUGCUAUGAAAGAUGAAACUGUUGCUGCUGCUCAGGCUGAGGAACCAAAUGAGCAAUCUUUAACUUCAUCAUAUGCAAUGCCUUCUGAGAACCUAGAGCAUGGAACUACAGCCAAUGUUAUUGGGGUAGAAGAGGAGAAAGUGAAGGAAGUGGAGAUGCCAGAAAAGGGAAGAACUCAGGAAAUUCCAAACCCUGUUGUCACAUUGCCAUCCGAUGAGCAUAAGCAUGAAACUGUCAACGAAGUUGACAAGGCUGAAGAAGAGAAAGUAAAGGAAGAAGAAAUUCAAAACGAAGAUUCUGAUGAAGCAAAUACGGUAGAAGAGAUACGCUCUGAAAAGGAUGACACAAGGGGGCCCCAAGCUGUGUUGGAAAGUGAAACUAUUGCUAGUCAGAUUAUAGGAGAAGAAUCACAGGGACAUGGAACUUUAAGAGAAGAAAAGAAAAUAAAAGAAGCAGAAACACUGGAAGAUGAGACAAGCCCACAAUCAGAAUGUCCAAGAGAGCUUCAAGGUGCCAUAGGAGAUACUGCAGCUCAGACUCUCCCAGGAGAGAAGCCAGCAGAUCAACUUCAUGUUACAACCUCUAUAUUGCCUUCUGAGGUCCAAGAAAAUGAAACAAAGGAAACAAAAUUGCAAGAAGAUGAAAGUUCAGAGAAGAUUCCUGAACAUAAAAGAGAGAUUGAGGAAGCCUCAAAUGUCAAAAUGGAGACACUUGAAAAGGCUUUAGACAAUGAAUUAUUUAUUGAAUCAGAAGAUGCUGCAAUCAAGGAGGAACAUGUCAAAGGAGGAGAUGAGACCGGGGGUGAAGAAAAUCAGUGUGAGAAAACAAAUGAAGGAAAUCAAAUCAUCCUGAAUGAAGUUUCAAAAGAAGAGGUCAUGGAGGACAAGGAAGUUACUGAAACAUUUUAUUCAACUCCCCACUCGGAAGAGCUGACAAAAGGUGACUCUGGAGAAAACGAGCUAAAGGAUCAACUGAUUGAAGACAAGACAAAUGAAGCAUUAGAAACCACAUGUCAAAUUGAAGAGCUCGUUGAGGAAGCUCAAAAGACCAGUGAGAAUGAGAUAAUUGAAAAGCAGAUCGUUUUCGAAGAUCGAACUGUUGAGGAUCCAGGCCAAGCAUCAGUUGCCAGGAUUGAAACCGCAACAGUAACGGAAGAGGAAUCAAGCAUAGUAUUAUCACAGGCAGAAGGCACCAAGGACAUUGCAGAAGGUAAUGAGAAAAUUGAUGAUAGUCAGCAAUCAGAAGAAACAACUAAUAUAGCAUCUGAUAAGCAGAUUCCAAGGGAAUUUGAUCCCAUUGAGAUAACUGAGAUUUCGAGUCCAAUUGGCAAGGAACAUGUUCCAAUAGAAUUGAAGGACAGAGUUACAGAGUCCUCACAGAUUGCUGAAGUUGGAGAUGUCAAAGAGAUUUAUCCAAAAGUACUUGAACAUGCUGGAGAAAAAACGACAGAAAAUUCAGGUGAAGAAAUAACCAAGGAGUCUAUGUCAGUGGAAGAUUCAACUAAGGCAUCGUCAUCUGACCAAGUCGAGAGCUCCACUAAGGAAACUUUGCAAGUGACUCAAGACAUGACUGAUGAGAAAAAAGAAAAAGAUGAAACUGGUGCUGCUCAAAUUCUUCUAGUGAAGAAACCAGAGGAGCCAUCUCCAGCUUCAUUAUCCAAAUUGCCUUCUGAUGAAGAACAUGGAGUUAAAACUAAAGUGGAUGCAGUUGAAGAAAAGGAACUGAAGGAAAUGGAAACUCUAGAUAAAGUUUCUUCUGAUACAAAGACAGGAGAAGAGAUAUGCUUGGAAAAGGAAGAAAACAAGGAGCUAAAAGGUGUUGUGGAGCAAGAAACUAUUGCUGUUCAGGCUCCACCAACAGAGAUUAAGGAGGACUCAGUUUCUCAUUUUGAAGAUGGCAUCAAAGAAAAUGAGCUAAAAGAUGAUCAUACUGGAGACAAGACAAAUGAAACCUUGAAAAUCCCAAGAUACGAAAUUCAAAAUGAAGUGCUCUCUGUGGAAACUGUAAAGCAUGGGGCAAACGAAAAUAUCGAGAAAGAGAUCGUUGCUGAAGAUAAAACUGUCAAGGAUCUAGAACAAGCUUCAGUUGGCAUGAAAGAAGCCACAAUUGUAAGGGAAGAGAUUCCAGGAGAAGCAGACCCCACUGAAAGCAGCAGGUCAACAAGUUCAAUUGGCAAGGAACAAUUUCCAACAGAACAGCAGGAUAGAGCUUUAGAAACCUCAGAGAAACCUCAAGUAGGAGACUUGGAACCUGGAAAAGCACGAGAGAUUUGUUCAGAAGCUGUUGAUCUUGGAGAAAAGAAAAUGACAGAUAAUUCAGGUGUGGAAAUAACCCAGGAACCUGCACCAGUGGAUUCGGUUAAGUUGUCAUUGUCUGACCUACUCCAAAGAUCCACAAGAGAAAAAAUGCAAGUGGCUGAAGGUGUCGUUGAAGAGAGGGAACUAACAGUAAGCAAGGAAGAAGCAGAAACCAUUCAAGUUAAAGAAGCAAAAACGGAUGGAGAGGAAGGAGAUGAACGAAAUAAUAAGACAGACUCUGGCUCGGAUGCUCCCGUGUUGGUAGAAGCACCUAGAGAUACCGACACUAAACCACAUAAGAAAUCUCAUAACAUGCUAUCAGGUGUUGGAUCGAAAGUCAAGCAUUCAAUUUCCAAGGUGAAGAAAGCAAUUACUGGUAAAUCUUCUCAUUCAAAAGAAUCAAAACCAAUAUCACCAAAGGGAAGUGAGAAAUGAAGAUGAUCGAUCCCCAGUUCAGUCAGUAAAGAAUCACAUUUUCUUAGAUGUUUUGUAUGGGCUUUGCUUUCUGUCAAAUAGUUUCUGAUCAUACUAUUUUUUUAGUCUUGGUGUGGGUUUCUGCAAAUUGAAAGAUCAGUUUCAUUUUUUUUUGUAUAAAAUACUUGGACAAUUGAUUGUCAAAUGGAGUGUUUUUGCAAAUUUUUUGAGCAUGCUAUAAUCACGUACAUACAAAAUUCUUAAGACACUUUCCAGUUCCAGAUUUCCAAUGUUACAAGCUCCAACACUAAUCCAGUCAAUCGAGAAAUCCACAAGCUGCUGUAAGGAAACCAAACUGGUUUGUGUUUUUACAGUAUUAUCCAUAUGUAAUAUCCAACCAUGAUCACAGAAUACAAUGAAUUCAAUCCUACAUUUUGAUAGGUGCCAUUGCCACAGCACAGAGACUACAGCCCUGGGAAUUGAACCAUAUCUUACUUCAACUUGAAAAAGCAAAGAUAAAUUUUUUUUCAGUUUCUUACUAGCAAUUGCCAUUGAAAAUUGCAGAACAAGAAAUUGUGACUGAAAACAAACAUCUUAUAACCAGAUAUCAGAAUGCCGAAUAGGGCCUUAAUCUCAAAUUCACCAUUUCAAUCAACCAUCAGCUGAACAUCAGCUUAGAUCCAAAAUGCUAUUCAAAGAAAAAAAAAUAUA